Messenger RNA from Chara braunii, 3811 nucleotides. The record is from the annotation of a GenBank genome assembly. NCBI's taxonomy places the organism in Eukaryota, Viridiplantae, Streptophyta, Charophyceae, Charales, Characeae.
UCUUAUAGAUGGAGAAGCCAAAUGUCUCCACGAACAUGGUGGGCGAGACUAUUGCAUGCACGAGCGAAGACCUGCAUCAACAUAUCUCGAACGUCAUAGUAAGAGACGACUCUCACAAGCACUGCGUUCGCAGUCCUGGGAGAGGGGUGGCAGGUAACGAUACAAACCUGGAAUCGACGUUGCAAAUGGAAUCAGAGGGCCUCUUGGGUGUCAUUAGCGUUGCUGGCACCAAGGACGCGGAUAACGGCGAAGGGACAGGCGACGGAGACACUCCGAUGUGCACAGUUCCGAGUGACACAAUCACCAAGACUGAAGCAGGAACGCAUUUCCUGUACGAUAUCAACUGGGAGCCCGGCAAGGUGCAGCCAGGCUUGAUUGGGGCUCAACACUGCUUUGCCUUCAAGACCGGUGAUACAUGGGUUCCUUAUUCUCCGCCAAAUUUGGCAACAUGGCGGUACAUAAUGGCUGCCAUUAUUUUCGACCGACUGACAAGGCUGAAUGACGGCGUUGCGCUUCUAGAUCUGAUCAAAAGCACGCAUGUCCUUUGGGAGGCGUUGGCAGAAAGGGGGGGCUUACGGCUCAAUGACUUCUUUUACGAUCAUGAGGAGUGCUCCCAACAAUGGGUGAUUUCUGACAGCAACUGGGUUGGGGAGGGAGUGUGUAAGGAGAAUGAUGCAAGGCGGGAUGCGCAGUGGGUUUGGGUGCCAUCAAGCAUUCCUUGUGAAUAUGGGGAGAUAAGGAUGCUUGUGCGCGAUCUCAUGGGGAACUGUUGGGGCACAGUUUAUGUAAAUGGGGAUUUCUUGUCUCGUUGUUUGGAGUAUGAGAUGGCGGAGUCCGUUGAUGCUGCGACAGGGAGACGUCUGAUCCCACUGGAGAACCCCGUGUUUUCGCCAAUUGUAGAGGGGAAAGUGUUUUCUGGGGAAGACAACAUUUGUCUGCGGCACAUCAGAGGAAGGGAGGUCACUUAUGAUGGUCUCUUCGUUAGUAUAUGGGACCCCGAGAGGACAACGACGGAGAGGCUGCCAGAUAUUGACAUAUCUGCCACUGUUUUUCCACAAACGGAGUUGAGCACACAUUCAUCUGCGGAGAUGUACGGGGCAGACCUGUCCAUGGAGUUCAGAGACCCUUUGGGUGUUCCGUUUCUGGUGACGUACUCUGAUGGUUUGUUACGGCACAUAGAGUACAUGGCAGGGGAAGACAUGAAAGGGAACAAUGAGAAUGCGGGGAUUGGAGAACUUGAGUCCGAAGAGACGAGACAACCGGCAGGCGAGGUGAACGGACCCCCACACGACGGCCCCGGGGGAUGCGACGUUGACGGUCCGGUUGCAGACUCGGGUGCAGGACGUGUUGUUGUGGGGAUGAGCGUGCCGGUGACCGGCACAGUGUGCACCGAUGGCAGCAGGCGGACGGGCCAAGGAACGAAGCAGAAGGCAACAAGUCCAAGGAAUUUUGCCCCAGCUGCGAAGCACGCGUCGCAUGAUGUCAUUGUUUAUGACGAUGAGCGCUGGGGAGAAGUAACAGUGCACCCUUUCCUGCUGAAUUAUAUUCAAGAUUACCCUGAGAGGUGCGCCAUCGCAACGGUUCGAUACAGUGUUUGCGCGACAUGCACAGUGUCAAAAUCACAUUUUGAUUUCAUUGCGGACUUCAAUAACUGUCGUCGAUCACAAAGCAGGGAACGUGCACUUCUAACUGAAUUCCACACGACAGACAACGAUGAUGUUCGUCGCUUGGGGAAGACACAAUUGUCAAACUUGAACAUGCACACGCAUGUGAAAGAGAACGGCUUGUGGGGGUUUUAUAGAGGUCCUGAAGACGAUGAUCCGAUGUUCGACUACCACCUGGCUCUGCAACCAGACCGCAUGCACACCAUUGAGCACGGCAUUUUUUUGCACAUGUUAGACGCUUUCAAAGCAGCUGCCUUUGACAAGUUAAGCCACGUCCCACAAAGCCAUGUGUUGAAGGAGUUGGAUGCGAGGUUGCAGACGUUGAGCGAGAGAAGUAGUACUACGUAUCCGCAACUUGUGCUACCUGUUGCAACAGGUUGCUACUACUUUUCACGAGAGGGCCGUUUCGAAGCUAAGCAGAACCGGUCGAUCAUGACAGUGUGCGUAUUCAUAGUGUCCAACAUAGUCCCCGAUUCAGUAGGGAAACGAAUAACAUCUUGUUUCAAGAAACUAAUGGAACUGUACAUCUCAAUGUUCCGGUGCACAAAGCAUUCAAGUCAUUCGCUUGACGCAUGUGACAAUCUGAUGACGGACUUCAUAACAACCCUCAAACAGGUCCUGGGUCGUUAUGAAACCUCCAACAGGAAAGUGUCGAAGUUACAUGACCUUCUGCAUUUGAGGGCGUGCAUCGAACAUUCAGGCCUCCCUGACAGCUUCGCGGCCGAUGUCUGGGAGCACCACCACCAGAAGUUUUGCAAACAGCCUUUCCUGUCGCCGAACAAGCGCAAAGCCUCAUUUCAAAUGGUAAAUCACGUGCGAAGGACAGUCGCAUUCGACGACGACAUUGACCGUGCACGGAAACACAGGAAGAGGACAACUGAAAAUUGGUCGUCGGUCAUGGAGUGCUCGGCACGUGGAAUGAACACACUUGCCACACGCGACACGGCAAAGAUGCAACUCCGAUAUUUCCCCCGAAAAAAUGCAGGAACAAAUGGGAACGAAGGUGCGACGGGAACCGUCAAAGCAAUAUUGGAUGCCCUCCCGUGCAAGGAGUUAUUUCUAGAAGCUCUUCACACGUACAUGUCGAAAAACGGGUGCAAUCCACCGCCAGAGGACAUGUUAAUACGCACUAGAACGCAUCUUGCCAUCGCAGCAACAGGCGAUGGAACAACCAAGGGCGCACUUGUGCAAACUGCAAGGGCUUCACCCAACUUCCACGGGAAAGCGGUGCACAGUGAUGUGUUUGUGAGGGCACAGACAGGAAGCAGAAGGGAGGAUAUUCGACUGGGGGAGGCCGAUGUGAUGUGCUUGGCCGUUGGGAACUGGCUCAAUGACAAUGUAAUGGACAUGUAUUUGCAGUCGGUAUACGAAGAGCAAUGUCAAGGUAAGGACACCGCAGAAGUGCAUGUGUGCACAACGUUUUGGAAUCCGCAAUUGCUCGCUAAUCAACAAGGUGACACAGCGAAAAGGGGAUGGGAGUUGCGUGUGAAGAGUCGAACGACCAAAGUCCAUCGACAGUGUAAAGACCUCGAGGUUGCACCGGUUGUGCUUAUUCCAAUUAACCACAAGCAUCAUUGGAUGCUGCUCAUAUUGUUGAAUGUAAGGGAGUUUUGGACCGAUGGCAUAAUCGUCGACUCGUGUCACGGGUAUGCAAGUCCGGAUUGGAAGGCGUUGCGGACAUUAUUGUGGCACGAGUACCUCAACGACAACAGAAGGGGUCCGGAUGUCACACGGCAACUGGUGGGCAAGUCGUGGAACACUUGCAGAGACGUGUUUGGUCGUGGACUCAUCCAUGCGAGGUGUUCACAACAAAGUAACAGAGAGGAUUGUGGUGUGUAUGUAUGUUGCAUGGCAGAAGAGUUGAUAACUAAGCUUGCACAUCCCCCAACACGGAAUGGCAUCUCGAACGACGACGUACUGGAGAUUGUAGCGAAGAUGCACAUCGAUGAAAGAAUUGUUCGAGACUUCCCCGUCAGAGCUCUCGAUCGCAUUGCAGAGUGCGCAGCAGCAGCAAAAGGUCACAAGAGUGUUGGAGCACAUCGCACGCUAGCUCGUGCGAUUAGAGCGAAGAUAAAAAAAGACGGUGGCGAACUGCCUUAGACAACGGCGCAAGUGGCAUGCCGGCGGGACGAUGAUUGGGGGGGGGG